GAAGAAACAUUCCUGUCAAAGGAUCCUACAAAUAAGAACAAAGCUGCUUAGGUGUUGACAUUCCAGGAGGGAGAGAAGAUGGGCUGUCAUCUCCAUGCAGUCAUGAUUCCUGCAGUGAUUUCAGCACUCCUGCUUUGGGAGGGUGUCCAGUGCAGGACCAGGGAGUACAGCCUGGAAGUACCUUCUCAGGUGACUGUGCAAGACGGGCUCUGUGUGCUCAUCCCGUGCAAUUUCACUUAUCCUGUGUCACGUGAUGACCGGCAUGCCCACUUGUACGGGUAUUGGUAUGUGGAAAACCAGCAAAGUAGGCGGCCACGUUUAGUGGCCACUAACAAUCCAAAGAGAAUUCCGGAGAUAAACCCUCAAGUUAGACGUCGUUUCGAAGUGUCAGGGCCAAAACUGAAUUCAGGCGACUGCUCCCUCACCAUCAAUGAUGCUCAAGCAGCUGACCAGGCAACUUACCACUUCCGAAUGGAGAAAGGCCACAAACGCUGCAGUUACUCUGCAGCAAAAGAAAGAUUAUCUGUCAUCGUGACAGAGAGAAAACUGGACAUAACUAUUUUUGAACCGCUAAGAGCAGGACAAAGAGAAAGCAUCUUUUGCAAAACCCAAAGAUGUUCUUCCUUGGAGGUUCCCGAAAUUACCUGGGAACAUGCUUCUCAGAUAUCACCCUUGGAGACCUCCCCGACUGUGAACCACAACAGUGUGGAGGAGCGCAUGGAUUUCAUACCCACGGCUGCAGACCGUCUGCAAAAUGUCACCUGUAAAAUCACCUACGGAGAAGGGUCCAGCCGUCGGAGCGUCGAGAAGACGGUCACACUCAACAUACACUAUCCCCCCAGGGUAUUGCCGUUCAGUGGGUACCUUCAAAUUCCUCGAGGAGAUGUGCAGAACUUCCCAGAUGUCUCAGACAGCCAGAUUGUUACAUGGACAGAUGAUUCUCUCCUGGUACGUUGUGAGGCAGAUGCCAACCCCCCCAGCAAUCAGACCUGGGUGAGGAUACCUAGCCACUCAAGUCGGCUGCACAUCUCAAAUAAUGAACUGAAGAUUUCAAGACUGAGGUUGGAAGACACAGGCAAAUAUGAGUGCCAGGCCAGGAACCAAGAAGGUACCUCUCGGGCAUCCUUCUACCUUCACGUACAAGAUUUUGAUGACUACGCUCCAAUGGCAGGGCCAUAAAGCCAGGAAAAGGCCCACUAUGUCAACAGUGAAACCAUUGUCAUUUUCCGGAACAUCCAAGGAUACCUGAGACUGCCUUUCCACGCACUGCAUCUUCUGUGCUAAGGGUUAAAGGGCUGAGGGCCCUCUAUUCUUGUGCUACCCCAGUCUCACACUUUGAUUAUUGACUUGAUUCUUCCCACCCAACUCUCCCGUACCCUAUUCUGUUUCUUUACUGCCAAAUCCGUACCUUUUCCGAAACCGGCCUUAACUGUCUAUUGUAGAUCGUAAGACUUCAGGGGAGGGACUGCAUCAUUUCCAGGGUCACCACAUACUGUAGUGGUUCAGUAACUCCCAAUGGCAGAGACAUUUGUAGGACUCACAGAAAAGUCCCACUGUAGACUUGGUGAUUCCCAUGUCCUUCAGCCACAGGUUGGUUCUGCAGUGCUACCUUUCAGGCUCACGGAUGAAAACAAAACACCACAUUGAAAUGACGCUCUCCCAUUCUUGCUUAAACCUCACCAGCUUGUGUUGACCUCCAAAGCCAUGAGAUCCUGAAGCGUUCCUGUGAAAUCACCAUAAAGCAGGCCUAAGCUGAGCCUAUCACAAGAACAGCGUGAUGGAUGGGACUAUUUUGUCCAUUCAAGCAAAGGCAAGAAGAUGCUGCUUCUCCCUUCAUUAGACUAUUUUGUUCUAGCUCUCUUAUCUUCCCCUCUCUCCAGUUGUCCUGAUGGGCUUCCGUGACUCCUCUCUCUGCAUAGGGAGGAGUCCAGGCCCUUGAGCAAUUGGGCUACAGAGCCCACUGUACCUAUGAAUUAAAUGGAACUUUAAGAAAUAUAGGAAAACUUACUUUAAUGCAUCCUGUGCUAGGUGUAACAGCAGGAGGAGAUGUGGGCAAACCAUUUGCCAUUCAGAUAUAGCCCUUUGCAUUUGUCCUGCAAAUCUUGUGCUUUUGAUGGCUUUGUCUAAAGAGGCACUUAUUCCAAGUUUUUCUCUUAAUGUUAUCAUGUUCUUCAUUUUGCCAUAGCUUUUUGUAAUCAAUAGCGUUGGGAUUGUCCUUGGCUGUAUCAUUAAUCAGUA
Messenger RNA from Gekko japonicus, 2238 nucleotides. Its product is annotated as sialic acid-binding Ig-like lectin 12. Bases 79 to 1179 code for a protein of 366 amino acids. NCBI's taxonomy places the organism in Eukaryota, Metazoa, Chordata, Lepidosauria, Squamata, Gekkonidae. The record is from RefSeq and is a predicted model, not a curated record. The transcript has 7 exons.